CAGACUCACAAACAAAAAGUCACAGAGGGAGAAAAUAAACAAAGGUAGCUCCAAAGGACCACGACUCUUGCAGAGUGCAGACUGAACUUUCCCUUCGUUUUCCUUUUCCUCCCUCUUCUCGCUGGUCCACACUCCAUCGUUGAAAUCCCAUGUCAUUUCUGUGAAGAAAUUCACCCAUCUCUCUCUUGUGGAGGAGGAGGUUAAUCUUGGUUUAAAGUAACCAUGUUUGGUCUUUGGAAAAAUUCUCACCAUGAUCAGGAGAAUGAUCAGGUGCAGCGCGAGUUAAAGGUCAAUGAACUUAAGACUGCAAUCGGACCCCUAUCUGGACGUAGUUUACAGUAUUGCACUGAUGCAUGCUAUAAAAGAUAUUUGGAAGCUCGGAAUUGGAAUGUUGACAAAUCAAAGAAAAUGUUGGAAGAGACACUUAAUUGGAGAUCAACCUAUAAACCAGAGGAAAUCCAGUGGCAUGAAGUUGCAAUGGAGGGUGAGACUGGAAAAGUAUACAGAGCAAAUUUUCGUGACCGACAUGGGAGGACCGUUCUUAUUUUGAGACCUGGAAUGCAGAACACUAAGUCUUUAGACAAUCAGAUGCGACAUCUAGUUUAUCUCAUAGAGAAUGCCAUUCUUAACCUUCCAGAGGGUCAAGAACAGAUGUCAUGGUUGAUAGACUUCACUGGGUGGUCUAUAAGCAACUCUGUGCCCAUUAAAUCUGCUCGAGAUACUGUCAAUAUUUUGCAGAAUCACUAUCCUGAGAGGCUAGGCAUAGCAUUUCUCUACAAUCCCCCACGGAUUUUUGAGGCAUUUUGGAAGAUUGUCAAGUACUUCUUGGAAGCCAAGACAUUCCAGAAGGUGAAGUUUGUGUACCCUAAAAAUAAUGAUAGUGUGGAGCUCAUGAGGUCGUAUUUUGACGAGGAAAAUCUUCCUUCAGAGUUUGGGGGAAAAGCCAUGUUAAAUUAUGACCAUGAGGAGUUCACAAGACAAAUGAGCCAGGAUGAUGUCAAAUCCGCUGCAUUGUGGGGAUUUGAAAAGAAGUUACAACAUGCUGGAAAUGGAUAUUCGGGAGCAGAGGUGGCUCCAGCGCCAGUGGGUCUUGCACCACUGGCCGGAUGAGCCAGGUAGCCCCCCUGUUUUCGUAAUAGAGUUUUAAACUUCUAUCUACGCCUGAAUGAUUCUUGACUAAAAGAAAUAGUCUUUAUUCAACUCGGAGCAGCCAUAAAUGUUGUUCCAUGUUAAGGUAAAUUGAUACAAUCUGAACUGCGUACUAUUUAUAGCAGGGGGUAUUUUGCCCAUGUAUACUUUAUCUUAAUGCUGAUAUCACCCUCUUCCAUUUCCUUGAAACAAAGAUAUGAAACAAAAAUAGGCAGAUGAUGGGCUUCUUUCUGAUUUA
Messenger RNA from Carya illinoinensis, 1387 nucleotides. Its product is annotated as phosphatidylinositol transfer protein 3. The record is from RefSeq and is a predicted model, not a curated record. Gene Ontology annotation, molecular function: phosphatidylinositol transfer activity. Lineage: Eukaryota; Viridiplantae; Streptophyta; Magnoliopsida; Fagales; Juglandaceae. The transcript is spliced from 6 exons. Bases 223 to 1110 code for a protein of 295 amino acids.